Messenger RNA from Mugil cephalus (flathead mullet), 2330 nucleotides. It is a transcript of the gene tuft1b, whose product is annotated as tuftelin 1b. The record is from RefSeq and is a predicted model, not a curated record. The coding region runs from base 58 to 1395 and encodes 445 amino acids. Lineage: Eukaryota; Metazoa; Chordata; Actinopteri; Mugiliformes; Mugilidae. The transcript has 14 exons. Gene Ontology annotation, cellular component: intracellular anatomical structure. Gene Ontology annotation, biological process: intracellular signal transduction.
ACGGGAGAGAGGGUGAACAAAAUUUGCUGGAAAAGGACAGAUGAAGAGAGGCGGCAUAUGGGAUCCUUUUGGAAGAAGAUCAGGCGGGAGACUGAAUGCAAAAUGCUGUGGUUCAGCAGCGCUCCCCGCAAAUGUCUUCCAGACGGAGGAGACAUCAACUUCUCUGAGAUGAGCGGCGGCGUCUCGCGGACUGUGGGAGACGGAGAGAAGGACAUUAAAGUGAACAAUCGUUGCAGGCGGCUUAGAGUCGCCAUACGAGAUCAGGACCAGUCAGGCGUCAGCUCAGAGCGACACGGCAACAAGGAGAGCAGUAUAGCAGUAGUGUUGCCACAGAAACCUGAAGAGCAGAAGGAAACUCUUAAGCUCAUCAGUCCCACAGAAGAACAAGUUGAAGUCAUCAAGGUUUACCUUGAAGCCCGUCCAAACACAUCAGAGAGCGUGAAAAUGCUGACAGACGAGGUGUCACAGAUUCAGGAGGUGAGGUACUGUCUGAAGAAUCUGAGGGAGCAGAUGGCAGCCAGACAGAACAACAACAAGUAUCCAGUCAAUGGCUUCAAAGUCAACGCGCCCCGCCCCCAACCAGUGGUCACCAACGGAAACUCCGCUGUCACUGAAACUCAUUAUUCAGCCAAGGUCAUCAGACUCAACAUGCCCAGCAGCCAACCAGUAGUCACUAACGGCAACGCCGUCCACACUGACGCUCAUGUCGAGGAUAAUCAGGAGGAGUGCGCGAGGCUCAGGGAGGCGACCAAGCGCCUGUACGCGCAGCUGAAGGAGAUGGAGAAGCAGCAUCAGGAGGAGGCGGACAGACUGCAGGCAGAGAAAAACCAGUGCCAGGGUCGUCUGUCCGAGCAGUCGGAGCGGCUGCAAAAGGCCGAAAAGCAGUCGGAGGAGAGAGGUCAGCAGGUGGAGGAGCUGCAGAGGCUGCUGGAGAGCAUGGAGACUGAGAACGCCAUCCUCAAAGACAAGAUGGCUGCAGGGGAGGCGGAGCUGCUGCAGCUUAAAGCGGACACAGGGAACGGGGCAGACAAGGAGCAGAGAAGCGCUGAGCUCGAGAAGGAGGUGGCCGUCCUGAAGGAAAAGAUUCAUCACCUUGACGACAUGCUGAAGAGCCAGCAGAGGAAGGUCCGCCACAUGAUCGAACAGCUGCAGAAUUCCCGCACGGUCCUCCAAGAGAGGGACAGAGCCAUCAGGGAUCUGGAGGAGAAGGUGGCCUUCCUGGAAGCUGAGAACAGAGAAAUGCAUGAUCACAUGGAGUACUUCCUGGGAGGCCAGGACUCUCUGGGCUUUAACAAUGAGAACAAACCAGAGGUCGUGUACAGCAAACCGCUUACGCCCACGACGCAGACCAACAAAGUGCUCCCGUUCAUCAAAGUCAUCGAGAUCAAAUCCUGAUUGAAUCAACGGCCAAAGAAUGAAGAUACUGUGUAAAUAUACUGUAUAUCUCAUAUCCGUGGAUGCAGCAUGUUUUAACCAACCGACCUUAUGCACAUCGGUCCAUUGUUAGUACCGCGUAUUUACUUUUGGGGCACAAAAAAAAAUUGUGUUUUCUCCGACUAAUACAGUAGGAGGAGAAAUCCUAAAAAGGACACGGGGAAGUUGUGAUGAUAUAUGCAUAGACACAAAUCAGGAUUUGUCAGGAAGUCUUCAGGAAGUAAAGGCAAUAGCAAGAGUCCUAUUUGAACCUUUAGCUUUCUCUGAAGCAGAAUUCAGAAUAACGUCUUUCAACGGGUCAGCAUGAAAGGCCAGUAGAUUAAAAACGUUUCUUAUUAUUGUAGGUCAAAUGUAUUUAGAAGGUGUGUAUUUCCAGCUCAAUCUGCUAAUUCACAAUCCGUCGGGGUUCGGGGUCAAAAUCCUGGUGCUUUGCGCCACAUUGCCAACGGCAGGCGAGCGGUUGGCUGCGUCUUCAUUAAAACGUGAUUAUUUAUGUUUAACUAAAGUAUGUUUCAUUGGAGUGUGUCAACUAUAACCAGAGUAAUAAUUCUGUCUUAUGCUUUGAGUUGUGCUGGGAAAUACUUAUUUUAAUUACUAUCUACUCUGCCAAGCCGUGGUUCAACGUGCAAUUCGUACAGGUCUCUCCUGUUCUGUGCUAAAAAGGUUUCAUAUUUUACAUUAUUUAACUGUUUCGCUCACAUAAUCAUGCAAUCGUUUGUAUGUACUUCGCCUUUUCUUUCCGUAAAAUACUUUUCUUCGCAGUCGUGGCUGUACAUUUUUAUAAAUAUUCCUCUUACUGUGAACACUGUAGAUAAACUGAAGUUUAGUGUGUGUCAUUUUAAUAUACUUUUUGUUCAGUUUUAUUUAAAAUAUAAUAAAAGAACUGGUUUAUCCGA